Molecule: messenger RNA, 1767 nt
Organism: Chrysochloris asiatica (Cape golden mole)
Lineage: Eukaryota; Metazoa; Chordata; Mammalia; Afrosoricida; Chrysochloridae
Product: zinc finger protein 343-like
Exons: 6
Coding region: 1-1767 (588 amino acids)
Biological process (GO): negative regulation of transcription by RNA polymerase II
Molecular function (GO): zinc ion binding; DNA-binding transcription repressor activity, RNA polymerase II-specific
Source: RefSeq, a predicted model, not a curated record
AUGUCGGCCCCAGGCACACCCUCAGACCACAAGAAACGGAUCACCGCACGCUGCUCUUCCUUCGUGCAGAUCACAAGAGGGGCAGCCAUUUCUCCUGGCACCGCAGUUCCCAACCGACUCCUGGGUGCCUGGAAACGAGAGGGGUUUCCAUCACUGAGACUGAAGACAUCUCCCCAAGCAGCAGACACCCAUCUGGAGAUGAAACCACUUCCCAAUGACUCGGGGGCCGUCACGUUGCCUGGUCCUUCUGCCCGGGGAGAGCAGGACUGGGAGAAGAUUCUGGCUUCAAAGAACAGGGACCAUACGGAGACCAUGAAGAAAGUGACCCAGACACAGAAGGCAGAAGGUUUGUCUUCUAAGAAGACUGAUUGGCCCCAAGCAAAGAAGAGGAAGCCUCAAAUCCUGGCACCAGUGACAUUCGAGGACGUCACUGUGGUCUUCACGGAGGCAGAAUGGGUGACACUGAGCAUGGAGCAGAAGAACUUGUACAAGGAAGUGACGCUGGAGACGUACAGGAACCUGCUCUCGUUGGCAGAACCAAUGCCAGAAACCUACCCUGGUCCCUCCUGCCUUCUGCCCUUCUCCUGUCAGCAAUUCCUCAGCCAACACGUGCUGCAGAUCUUCCCAGGCGUGUGUGCAGAACAUCCCUUCCAUCCAGAGGGGUCCAGCCCAGAGCAGUGGGAUUCCCAUCAGAGCUGUCGCAGGAAGAACACAGAUGUCUCCAGACCCUUGUGUUGGAGGACAGGGGACAGAGAGACUUCAAGGAUGUCCUCCAGCCCAGCCCGAAGACAGUCAGCAAGCCCUAGAGAUGGCCACCCAGGGGCAGGAAUAGAGCACAGCUCAGCCCAGAGGGUGAACUCUGUGGAAGCAGACCGAGGGCUGAAGGAAUCAGGAAGCUCAAGAUUCAGAGCAGUCAGCUCUGGAGAGAAUGGACCAGACUGUGGCCUGAAGUCAAACUUUAUCACAAACCAGAGGCCCCUCCUCCGGGAGAAGUCCCAUGUGUGCAUGGAGUGUGGGCGAGGCUUUAGCCAAAAGUCCAAUCUCAUCACUCACCAGAGGACACACUCAGGGGAGAAACCUUACCUGUGUCUGGAGUGUGGGAGGAGCUUCAGCCAGAAGGCUGGCCUUCUUCUCCACCAGGUGACACACUCAGGGAAAAAGCCACAUGUGUGCACAGAGUGUGGCCGAGGCUUUAGCCAAAAGUCAAAUCUCAUCACACACCAGAGGACACACUCAGGGGAGAAACCUUACCUGUGUCUGGAGUGCGGGCGAGGAUUUCGCCAGAAGGCUGGCCUCAUUGUUCACCAGGGGACACACUCGGGGGAGAGGCCACAUGUGUGCAAGGAGUGUGGCCGAGGCUUUAGCCACAAGUCAACUCUCAUCACUCACCAGAGGACACACUCAGGGGAGAAACCUUAUGUGUGCAAGGAGUGUGGGCGGGGCUUUACCCGGAAGUCAAGUCUCCUUAUGCAUCAAGAAAUACACUCAAGAGAGAAGCCGUAUGUUUGCAAUGAGUGUGACCAAGGCUUUAACCGGAAAUCACAUCUCCUUAUGCACCAGAGGACACACUCAGAGGAGACACACCCAUACGAGGGGGCUUCAAAAAAAGACAAUGUUUGCUUAAAACCCAGCUUUCCAGCCCGGAGGGAGCAGCCGCGAUGUCCCAGCGACCGGAAGUCCCUUCUUAUUUGGAGGCUUGUGUCGGAAGUCGAGAGAAGUCCGCCGCUGAGGCAUCACCGGCGUGAGGUCCCCGAAGAAUUCGGCUGA